This is a messenger RNA of Phragmites australis (common reed), 4016 nucleotides long. Its product is annotated as ABC transporter G family member 28-like. The transcript is spliced from 14 exons. NCBI's taxonomy places the organism in Eukaryota, Viridiplantae, Streptophyta, Magnoliopsida, Poales, Poaceae. The coding region runs from base 340 to 3609 and encodes 1089 amino acids. Gene Ontology annotation, molecular function: ATP binding; ABC-type transporter activity; ATP hydrolysis activity. The record is from RefSeq and is a predicted model, not a curated record.
GCUCAACUGCUCAAAGGAUCCGAUCCGGAAAGAAAGAAAGAAAGAAAGAGGUCUAGGGCCAACCGUUGCAUUGGCAGCCCAAGUUCGUUCCCUGCACCCGUUCCACAGCACCAAACAUGCAUCCAACCACCCACGUCUCGGCAGCCGCCAUCCUGGCCGUCUGACCAACCUCGCCUCGGGCUCGUAGACCAUGCACCCGCUCUCCUCCCCGCCAUCCUUUGCGCACCGACCGCUCCACCCCCUUCUCCCGCCUACUUCUGCUCGCCACCGCGCAUGAUGAUGCUCCCUCUAACCCUAGCGCCCGUGGCGUAGCACCGCCGUCCCCCUCCGACCGCCAUCAUGGCCUGGGUGGCGGCGCACCUGCUGCUCCUCCUCGCCGCCGCGCGCGCCAUCGACGUCCCCCGCCUCUCCCUCGCGCAGACCACAACCGACUACGACGACGGCACUGGGGGUGCGGGGGACAGGGGGGCCCAGGCCAUCGCCGGGAGCCCCGUGGUGGCCGGAGUCAUGAACGAACGCCUCAAGGCACUCACCUCCUCCUUCGCCAAAGCCAUCGGGAAAAAGCUCGACUACUGCAUCAAGGACACGGAUAUGGAGUGGAAUGCGGCCUUCGAUUUCUCCAAGGACACCACCUUCCUCACCAAUUGCAUGAAGGAGACCAACGGAGACUUUCAGCAGCGCGUGUGCACAGCUGCCGAGAUGAAGUUCUACUUCAACAGCUUGCUCGACAGCGGGGAGAACGGGGAGAAGAACUACGUCAGGCCCAACAAGAACUGCAACCUCUCGUCGUGGAUUGACGGCUGCGAGCCUGGAUGGGCUUGCAGCGUCGGCAAGGACCAGAAGAUCAACCUGCAAGAUGAAAAGGAUAUCCCUUACAGGGCCCUCAAAUGCCAAACCUGCUGCCCUGGCUUCUUUUGCCCCCAUGGUCUCACUUGCAUGAUACCUUGCCCUCUGGGUGCAUACUGUCCACUGUCCAGCUUGAACAAAACUACAAGCAUCUGCGACCCAUACAACUAUCAACCACCUCCUGGGAACCCAAAGCAUACUUGUGGUGCUGCUGAUAAUUGGGCAGAUGUGGUAACAACGGAUGAUAUUUUCUGCCCACCUGGAUUCUACUGCCCAACGACUACAACGAAGCUCCCUUGUAGUAGUGGGUUUUAUUGCAGGAAGGGAUCAACCUCACAAACUAGAUGCUACAAGAAGAGCUCUUGCCCACCAAACUCAGCAACUCAGGACAUAACAAUAUUUGGUGCAUUGCUAGUGGUUGCUUCUUGUUUAGUUCUUUUGAUCAUUUACAACUUCUCCGGCCAAAUCCUGACCAACCGUGAGAAAAAGCAAGCAAAAUCUCGAGAGGCCGCGGCAAGGCAUGCAAGAGAGACCGCGCAGGCUCGAGAAAGGUGGAAAUCAGCUAAAGAUGUCGCCAAGAAGGCGGGCGCGGGUCUGCAGACGCAAUUGUCUCGCACGUUCUCGCGCAGGAAGCCUGGCCAGGCACAGGCGGGACCGUCGAAAGUAGGUGCAGGCGUGACUCCAGAUGCGGGUGGAAAGAAGAACAACCUCACUGACAUGAUGCGCUCGCUCGAGGAGAACCCGGAGAGCGACGAAGGAUUCAAUCUGGAAAUAGGAGAUAAGGCCCUGAAAAAGCCCAAAGGGAAACAAAUGCACACCCGGAGCCAAAUUUUCAAGUAUGCAUAUGGUCAAAUAGAGAAGGAAAAGGCCAUGCAACAGGAGAACCAUAACAUGACUUUCUCGGGCGUGAUAUCAAUGGCCAAAGAACAUGAUGUCAGUACGAGACCAGUCAUUGAGAUCGCAUUCAAGGACCUAACACUAACGCUGAAGGGGAGCAAGAAGAAGCUCUUGAGGUCAGUGACAGGAAAGCUCUCGCCUGGCCGUGUAGCUGCCGUCAUGGGCCCGUCUGGCGCUGGAAAGACCACAUUUCUUAGUGCUAUCGCGGGUAAGGCAACUGGGUGUGAAACCUCAGGCCUGGUGCUUAUAAAUGGUAAAAUAGAACCGAUUCGCGGGUACAAGAGGAUCAUUGGCUUUGUUCCCCAAGAUGAUAUCGUCCAUGGGAACCUAACCGUUGAAGAAAACCUCUGGUUCAAUGCAAGAUGCAGGCUGUCAGCAGACAUGUCCAAGGCUGAUAAGGUCCUCGUUGUGGAGAGGGUCAUCGAGUCCCUGGGGCUGCAGGCAGUUCGAGAUUCUCUGGUUGGGACAGUGGAGCAGCGAGGCAUCUCUGGUGGCCAGCGCAAGAGAGUCAAUGUCGGUCUAGAGAUGGUGAUGGAGCCCUCGGUGUUGAUCUUGGAUGAGCCAACGUCUGGUUUGGACAGCGCUUCCUCCCUGCUUCUGCUCCGCGCCCUUCGCCGUGAAGCUCUCGAAGGCGUCAACAUCUCCAUGGUUGUUCAUCAACCCAGUUACACGCUCUACAGAAUGUUCGAUGACUUGAUACUUCUAGCCAAAGGGGGCAUGACGGUGUACCACGGGCCAGUAAAGAAGGUGGAAGAGUACUUCGCAGGGCUGGGCAUCCUUGUGCCAGAGCGCGUGAACCCACCGGACUACUACAUUGACAUCUUGGAGGGCAUCGUGAAGCCCAGCUUAAGCGAAGGUGUCACCGUGAAGGAUUUGCCUCUCAGAUGGAUGCUGCACAAUGGCUACGAUGUUCCGCGGGAUAUGCUGCAGAGUUUUUCAGAUUCCGAAUCGGCGUCCUUCAGAGGAAGCACUGAUCAUGCUUCGAGCGACGAGGAUGCGGGUCCAUCCAUUGCUUCGGUGCUAUGGGGAAAUGCUAAGGAUAUCCUCGGGCAGAAGAAGGAUGAGUAUGAUUAUAACAAAACUUCUCAAGAUCUGUCAAACCGCAAUACUCCCGGCAUUCUAAGGCAGUACCGGUACUUCCUGGGAAGGUGCGGCAAGCAGAGGCUCCGUGAAGCGAGAAUACAAGGAGUCGACUACUUGAUACUUUGUCUUGCCGGGAUAUGCCUGGGAACACUAGCCAAAGUGAGCGACGAGACGUUUGGGGCGCUGGGAUACACAUACACUGUCAUUGCUGUCUCACUGCUCUGCAAAAUCGGAGCCUUGAGAUCGUUCGCGCUCGACAAGAUCUACUACUGGAGGGAGAGAGCCUCCGGGAUGAGCUCACUGGCCUACUUCCUGUCCAAGGACACCAUAGAUCACUUCAACACCAUCGUCAAGCCCAUCGUCUACCUCUCCAUGUUCUACUUCUUCAACAACCCCAGGUCGUCCAUCUGGGAGAACUACGUCGUUCUCGUCGCGCUCGUCUACUGUGUGACCGGCAUUGGCUACACCUUCGCCAUCUUCUUCCAGCCAAGCUCUGCGCAGCUGUGGUCUGCGCUGCUUCCAGUUGUUUUGACUCUAGUAGCAACUCAGCAGAAGAACACAAUCUUUGCUGAUUUGUGCUACACAAAGUGGGCCCUGGAAGCGUUUGUCAUUGCAAAUGCUCAGAACUAUUCGGGGGUGUGGCUAAUAACACGGUGUGGCUCACUGAUCAGGAGCGGCUACAACAUCGAAAACAAGGCUCUCUGUAUAGUGGUUCUCGUUGCUAAUGGGCUACUCUUCCGCUGCGUAGCGUUCUUCUGCAUGGUGACCUUCCAGAAGCACUAAGGCAAGGAAAAACCCAUAACUUUCUCUGUCCAUAUAGCCGAUUCAUUUCAAUAAUUUCAGUGUAAUAGAAAUUUACAUUUAGAGCCCUUCUUGUUACAGUCACGUCCCCAGGUGUAGAUGAGGACAGAUUCUUGAAUAGCAAGCAACUGUCAGGAAUGCCCUAAAUUAUAGAGGCGUUUAUCAAUUUCAGAUUAGCCGAAACGUCAGAGUUCAUUCAUUUACCUCCAGUGUAAAUUUGAAAUGCAAAUGCCAGUUUAUGUAUGGCUGCUAAUUGUGAAAUUUGUAGCUCUUCGAAAGCAGCUUCCUUACUUUCAGGAUGAAUUUAGUAAUGAAGCAGCGACAUCACAACUCAACGCGUAUACGCCUAAAAUGAUCCGUAAAGAUCAUUUGUGAGCUCAUAAUACGAG